Molecule: messenger RNA, 681 nt
Organism: Acaulospora morrowiae
Lineage: Eukaryota; Fungi; Glomeromycota; Glomeromycetes; Diversisporales; Acaulosporaceae
Source: the annotation of a GenBank genome assembly
AUGUCUAAUUCUUUUAUCGACGGGCUCUUUGAAGCUUACGAUACGAGGUUGGUCGGCGAAAAUGGCAAAGGACAUCUGUGGUCCGAUGAAACCUCAGACGCGGACGAUGAAAUUAAUAAGAACAUGCAAGUCGCUUCACUUACACAUGAUAUUUCCAAUAUAUUAAUAAGCGAUUCUUCCGCAUCGGUUGUGAGUGAUGGGUCUUCUUUUGAAGAAAGUGAUUCGGACGAGUUAUCAGCCCAAGAAAUAUUUCAGAAGGAAGUCGUUCAAACGCUCGAGAGGGCGUUUUCCGAUGGACAUACAGUAGAAAUAGCUUUGUUAGAACUAAAUACCCUGAGAUUGGCAUCAAAUGUCACUUUUCAUGACUUGCUUGUAGUAGUAAUUCCCACUGUGCUAAGUCGAAUCGACAAAAAGAGAUUGAUGCACAGUACAAAAGAAAUUCUGGGUCGCUGGGGGCCGCUCAUAGGAAAGAUGAUCCAUUCUAAAAGAGAUCAAGUUGACACUAUACAGAUAUUACAGGAGCAUUGUGCUGAAACACAGGCGGACUUUAAGAUUUUCGCACCGGCCUGUCGUAUCCUCUAUGAGAUGGAUAUAUUUGAGGAAGAAGCGAUAUUAAAGUGGUAUUAUUCUGAUUUGUCAAAACGUGAUACACUAAAGCCAGUUCGUGAUCAGAUCAGAUAA